Cladocopium goreaui is the source of this 237-nucleotide messenger RNA. The record is from the annotation of a GenBank genome assembly. Lineage: Eukaryota; Dinophyceae; Suessiales; Symbiodiniaceae.
AUGAUCAGAUCUAUGUCCGCUCCUUGGAGACCAAAGAUAAGGCCUACCAGGCUGGCGUUCGACCUGGUUGGACCCUCAAACUGGCCGAUGGUAAAGUGGUCACAAAGAUUGACCAACUUCGUGAAGUGGCUCCACCUGUGGAGUUGGAAUUCCAACGUCACUUGGAUGAUGUGCAGAUGGGCAGGAUGUGUCUUGUUUAGGAUGGAACUGCUGGUUGGUGGUGGGACCUCUGGAUGA